Benincasa hispida (wax gourd) is the source of this 2345-nucleotide messenger RNA. RefSeq names its product C-terminal domain phosphatase-like 4 (gene CPL4). The record is from RefSeq and is a predicted model, not a curated record. NCBI's taxonomy places the organism in Eukaryota, Viridiplantae, Streptophyta, Magnoliopsida, Cucurbitales, Cucurbitaceae. Gene Ontology annotation, cellular component: nucleus. Gene Ontology annotation, molecular function: RNA polymerase II CTD heptapeptide repeat phosphatase activity.
AGAGUAAAUUUGAGUUAAUACGAUUAGCCCAUCCCUCUCACACCUUCUCUCAAACUCUCUCCUACCUCACGCAACAAGGAAACGCAGGUUAGUCGUGCCCCUGUCCGCCGGCCACUAGUCUCCGGCCAGUCCUCACGUCGUCUUCCGACUGCCUACGUUGCCGCCGCGUGGGUCUGACGGCGGUUAGCCUCUCUCUAUCUUCCGUCGACCACAGCCGUUGCCGUUAGUCUUUCGCGGGAUUCUUGGUUUUGGAUUGAAGAUUUUGAGGACGUUAGCUUGCUGUCCAGCAAGUGUUAAGGACCGAAUUGGUUGAUUUUUGGUUAAUAUCGGAUUUGGAACCCUUUUGGAUUAAGAAUAAUCGCUGUAAAUUGGGUUUAUAAUUCCUAUUUGUGGUCUACGCAUAGAUUGGAAUUUUUGGUUGAUGUUUUGAAGUGGUUUUGGAUUAAGGGGAUUUGAUCCAAGAUUACUCAAAGUCGAGAAGAAGAUAAAUUGUUUGUUAUUCAGGCUCGAUUUCGUGAUGAGCCUUGCAACUAAUUCUCCAGCUCACUCAUCAAGCAGUGAUGAUUUUGCUGCGUUUCUUGAUGUAGCUCUAGAUUCCCAUUCGUCUGAUUCAUCACCCUAUGAAAAGGCCGAGGGUGACAAUAAUGCCGAAAGUGAGAGGAUAAAGCGCCGUAAGGUGGAGAAACUGGAAAACUCAGAGGAGGAUAUUCUGUAUGGAGUUGAAGAGCAAAGUUCAGAAGCAAUAUCAAAGCAACAAUUAUGCAGUCAUCCUGGUUCAUUUGGAAAUAUGUGUAUCAUAUGUGGGCAAAGGUUGGAUGAGGAAUCUGGCGUGACAUUUGGGUAUAUACAUAAGGGACUCAGACUAAAUAAUGAUGAAAUUAAUCGGCUGCGUAACAUAGACAUGAAGAGCUUAUUGCUGCAUAAAAAGCUUAUCCUGGUUCUUGAUCUGGAUCACACACUAUUAAACUCAACUCAACUAGGGCAUUUGACACCUGAAGAGGAGUAUUUAAGGAGUCAAACAGAUUCUCUAGAUGAUGUCACGAAAGGAAGCCUUUUCCUAUUGAACUCUGUUCAUACAAUGACAAAAUUGAGGCCAUUUGUCCAUUCAUUUUUGAAAGAAGCUAAUCAACUGUUCGAAAUGUAUAUAUACACUAUGGGGGAGCGAGCAUAUGCCUUCGAAAUGGCAAAGUUGCUGGACCCCAAGAAGGAGUACUUUAAUGGAAAAGUUAUUUCUCGGGAUGAUGGCACUCAAAAGCAUCAAAAAGGUCUUGAUGUGGUGCUGGGUCAGGAAAGUGCUGUUCUGAUCCUCGAUGAUACUGAAAAUGCAUGGCCAAAACAUAAAAAAAACUUGAUAUUGAUGGAGAGAUAUCACUUUUUUGCUUCAAGUUGUCACCAAUUUGGCUUCAAUUGUAAAUCUCUAUCUGAGUUGAAGAGUGACGAGAGUGAAACUGAUGGGGCACUGGCAACCAUCCUGAAAGUUCUGAAGCAAGUCCAUAGUGUAUUCUUUAACGAAUUAUCGGAUGAUUUGGUUGACAGAGAUGUGAGGCAGAUACUGAAGACAGUUCGGAGCAAAGUUCUCGAGGGAUGCAAAGUCGUCUUCAGCCGGGUCUUUCCUACCAAAUUUCAGGCUGAUAACCAUCACCUAUGGAAGAUGGUAGAGCAGUUGGGAGGCACUUGCUCGACCGAACUCGACCAAUCUGUGACACAUGUGGUCUCAAUGGAUGCUGGAACGGAGAAGUCACGUUGGGCUUUGAAAGAGGAGAAGUUUCUGGUCCAUCCACGGUGGAUAGAAGCAUCGAACUACUUCUGGAAACGGCAAUCGGAAGAAAACUUUCCCGUUGAGCAAACCAAGAAACAAUGACAGUUUCUCUCUUAGAGUAGUCCCGCAUUCCUCUUAAAUGGAGCUUGCAUUUGUUGGGGGAUUACUUGCUGUGCUGUUAGUGUUUCCCCAAUAUAUUACUUACGGACUCACCUUCUUUGUAGGUCAGCAUCUCAUUUUUGAAGUAUCCCCUAUUAUCAACUUCAAGGGUUGAUUGAAAGAAGAUAGAUGUGUAGAUGCAUUUUGUUGUAAUUUUGGGUAACCAUCUUGAGUUGGGCUUAAUCAUAGGGGUGUUAUUUUUGGCUUUGAUUCUUUUUUUUAAUAAAUAAUCCAAGCCUUAACAUCUAUGGUUCUGUAUGUAUUUGUAAUUCCUCUGAUGUAUUUGUCUCAGAUCAAAGAUAACAAUAUUUGAUAAGUUUCAUGAGUGAAUCUAGAAUUACAUUUUGGAAAGGGAGAACUAUGGGUAGGUUACAUUCACAUCUAUGAACUUUCAAUUUGAUCAAUUAAAUCCCUUGUAGUUUGUUAA